CACAAGCAAAGAGAAAGGUUUUAUAAAGCCAAGCAAAAAUACGAUUCAAUUUCAGUUUGGCGAUAAACACGGGGUCGCGUAGUUGCACACGUUUGAUCCAAUAAAUACACCAUACCAUUUAAGCGAUUUUUGAGCGAGACAAAAACGAGCUCAGUAUUAAUUAGCAAGAGGAAAAAAAAAAUCAAAAUAGAAUUGGAGCUUCAAAAAAAUACCAGCACUGGAUUUCGGCUCUCGUGAGAUAAUUCAUCAGUUUUAUUAUCCCAGAACGAGGAAAUAUUCGAGCGCACCGAUGUGGAUUUUUAACGAACAAACCUGAUCAAAUCGACCAAUUUUACCGUUACAUUUCCACCCGAAAAACGUGUGUUGUGCGCGUUGGAAGUUUUCUUUGGCAGCUCAACGGUUCAAUCAGAGACAUUGAAAGGAGUGAAGGCACCGAUACACUGACUUACCCAGUUUUGUGAACUUAAAAAGUGUGUAAUUGAAGACCAAGUUUAAUGUAGUUCAAUUUGGAUAAGAAUCUCCUGUAAAUUUGGUGCAGAACAUUCAAUAAAUUGGUUGCUUAUCAAGAAUCUUCGUACAGAACAUUCCAAUGCGAACGAUUCGAGUGGCCGAUUUUUUAAACUGACGCAAAGAAGCAAAAAAGAAACUCAAUCACAAUUCAAGUGCAGCAAAAGUUGAUCCAAUCUUCGAUUUAUAAAACAACGGAUUUAUUGCAAUUUUUUGUUUCUGUUUCGGUUUGAUUACUUAAUUUUUUUUUUUUCCGUUUGUUUGUUUGUAUCAAAUACGACAAGACAAAACAAGACAGCUUAAGAAAAGUACAACAGAAGAAGAAGAAGAGAAAAAAACAAACACAUAGUAAACUAUGGCUGUUAAGUGGAAACCAAGUGCCACCGCAUUUUGUGUGCUUUGUUGUUUUUUAAUAAUUCUCUCAAAUGCAUUUGUGAAUGGCGUACGAGUUCAAUCGAAACGUGUUAAAGCAGCCGCUGCUAAAGACACAACAGAUAAAUCAGAUCAAUCAACGGCCGAAUCAUGGUGGCGAUCACAUAUAACGACGCCCGGCGCUGAUGCGUCGCUGGACAAUAACUUUUUUUCGGCAACACAUGGUCUAGUUCAAACACAUCCAUCGCUGAGCGGUGGCAUCCCACGGCCAGCGGGCAUUCGAAGCAGCCAAAUUGGUGGUGUUGCAGCUGCAAUUAAUCCAUCACUUGGAGCAACACUUGCGGCAGCCAAUCCAAAAUCGCCAUACAGACAUUUGGACUUUGCCAGCAGUGCAACGGCUGAAUUACGACGUAAUCCAAAUCUAUCCGCACCCGAUGAAUGUGCACGCGCCUGCCGAGAAGGUGAACCACCUAGAAUAUGUUACUAUCAUUUUACACUCGAAUACUACACCGUUUUGGGAGCCGCAUGUCAAGUGUGUACACCAAAUGCAACAAACACCGUAUGGAGUCAUUGCCAGUGUGUGCUGGCCGAUGGCGUUGAACGUGGUAUUUUGACCGCCAAUCGUAUGAUACCUGGACCCAGCAUUCAAGUGUGCGAGAAUGAUAAGAUCGUUGUCGAUGUGGAAAACCAUAUGGAAGGUAUGGAGGUUUCGAUCCAUUGGCACGGCAUCCAUCAACGUAACUCACAGUAUUAUGAUGGUGUCCCGUUUGUUACACAAUGUCCCAUUCAACAAGGAAACACUUUCAGAUACCAAUUUACCGGAAAUGCUGGAACCCACUUCUGGCAUUCGCAUACUGGAUUACAGAAAAUCGACGGUCUCUAUGGCAGUUUGAUCGUGCGUCAGCCACCAUCACGUGAUCCAAAUUCGCAUCUGUACGAUUUUGAUUUGACCACACACAUUGUACUGCUGAGCGAUUGGUUGCACGAAGAUGCGGCCGAACGUUAUCCUGGCCGUUUGGCCGUCAACACUGGACAAGAUCCCGAAUCGAUGUUGAUCAAUGGUCGUGGCCAAUUCCGUGAUCCAAACACUGGUUUCAUGACAAAUACACCGCUCGAAAUAUUCACAAUGACACCGGGCCGUCGAUACCGUUUCCGCUUAAUUAAUGCAUUUGCGUCUGUCUGUCCAGCUCAAAUCACAUUCGAAGGUCAUGGCUUGACAAUAAUUGCAACUGACGGUGAGCCAGUGCAUCCCGUUCAAGUGAACACCAUUAUCUCAUUUUCGGGUGAAAGAUACGAUUUCGUAAUCAAUGCUGAUCAACCAGUUGGAGCGUAUUGGAUACAGGCACGUGGUUUGGGUGAAUGUGGUAUUCGACGUGUCCAACAAUUGGCCAUCCUUCGUUAUGCUCGCGGGCCAUAUCAACCAACGGCUGUUGCGCCAACCUAUGAUGUCGGUCUGCCACAAGGAGUCGUAUUGAACCCAUUAGACGCACAAUGUAAUCAACAACGGGACGAUGCCAUCUGCGUUAGCCAACUGAAAAAUGCACUGGCCGUCGAUCAAGAUAUUUUGCAAGCGAAACCAGACGUUAAAAUCUUCUUGCCAUUCCGAUUCUACUUGUAUCGCGUCGAAGAACUCUUCCAGCCAAACACAUAUAACCGUUUUUUGGUCGCACCAACCGGUGACCAUGUCAUUUCUCUGAUCGAUGAGAUUUCAUAUUUGUCACCGCCAGCACCACUUCUGUCGCAGUACGAUGACAUCAAUCCGGAGCAAUUCUGCAAUGGUGACAAUCGACCAGCUGAUUGUGGCACCAAUUGCAUGUGUACACACAAAAUCGAUAUACCGCUCAAUGCAGUCGUCGAAAUCGUUUUGGUUGACGAAGUUCAACAGCCAAAUCUAAGUCAUCCGUUCCAUUUGCACGGUUAUAGUUAUAGUGUGAUUGGUAUCGGCCGAUCGCCGGAUACAAAUGUCAAGAAGAUCAAUUUGAAGCAUGCACUCGAUUUGGAUCGUCGUGGUUUAUUGCAUCGACAAUACAAUUUGCCACCAUCGAAAGACACAAUAGCUGUACCAAAUAAUGGUUAUGUUGUUUUACGUUUUAGAGCUGACAAUCCAGGCUCGUGGUUGUUCCAUUGCCAUUUCCUCUACCACAUCGUCAUUGGAAUGAAUUUAAUCUUGCAAGUCGGUACACAGUCCGAUUUGCCACCAAUUCCGCCCAGCUUCCCAACAUGUGGUGAUCACACGCCGCCAAUACCAAUUAAUUAAACAUCAACACCUCAGAAAAAAAACAGCACAUGAACCGAAAACAAUUACAUCCAAACACCUUUUUUUUUUUUAAAUCCUUUCAAUCAUUUGCCAAAAUUAUUCCUCUCCGUUAUUACUUUGUAUUCAUAAUUUCUUUCGUUUCUUUCGCUUUUUCAAAAUGUGCGGCGCGCUUUAGUGCAGCUCCUUCCGGCCAAUCACUUCAUUUGAUUUGUCUCUGUGUAGCAUUUAAAAUAAACAUUUAGCUCAAAAUAACCAUAUUCACAUUCAAACCAAAAGCAACGAGACUCGUAAUGAAACUUGGCUGAAUGCACAUUGAACGAUGAGUCGCUAAAAUGAGCGCUAUUGCGAUCGAAUUUCGCUCGAGAUUUGGUGAUGGUUCUGUUUGUGUGUGCGUUGUACAAAACGUUCAAUCAUAUUUUAUUUUCUUAUUCUCAUUUGCAUGCGAAGCAGCCUAUUUCUGUCUAUAUACACCCGUGGCAUAUUUGAAACCACUUUGGAAAAUUUGGGAUCAUUUGGAAUGAUAAACUUGCAAAUUGGGGGGAAUUGAAAGAAAAAGUAAAACAAAAGUUGAACAAAGUCCAAUGUAAUUAAAGAAUUUCUUAAUACCAUUUAUCCCACAUAACCAUUUAUUACAUUCGCUCUAAUGAAACUCUUCACUUUUUGGUGUACACAUUUUUUUAGACAAUAAGUUUUUACAGCCAAUGGUUUUCUAUGAUUUAUGAUGAAGUUUUUUUUGAUUUUUAAAUUUCCUACGCAAUAUUUAUUUCAGAUUCAUAUUUUUAUACGUCGAUUUUUUUUUCGUUUUGCUUCCCAAAUUGAAAUGAAGUCAAGAAAAUUUCUUGAAUGAAAUCGUACUUCGAAAUUGACCAACGAAAUUUUUUUUGUCGCAACAAACGAAUUCGAAUUCAAUCUUAUUUCGAUUUUAAGAUUUAUAUUUCUUGCUGGACAAUUUUUUUCGUUCAUUUUAAUUUUUGACGUCAUUUUUUAUGGCAUUAAAAUAUGGCAUCAUGAUGACGAUUCUUCAUUGAUGACACUUUUCAAAGCAAAUACAUAGAAAAUUAGGGAAAAAAAAUCCAUAAUUUAAUCGAUUAAAUCGAAAAAAUAGGGAAGUUUCGAGAUUGUCUAUGAUGGGAAAUCGAAAAAAAUUGUAAUUGAUUUGAAACGUUCAAAAACUUGUGAAAAAUUGGAUGCUAUUGAAAAAAAUUCAAAAAUUCAAAUUCUCAUUUUUUUCCCCGUAAUUACAUUCCGACGCAAAGAAAACAAAAUUUAAACAUUCUCUCAAAACACACAAAAAAUGUUCGCUUCAGCUGAAAUGUUUCUUUAGUUUGAGUUGUGAAAUGUUUCUGUUGCAUCCUCGAUUCUGAAACAAUUAUUGAAAAAUUCUGACGUAAAAGUUCACCUCACAAUUAGCAAAACAAAAAAGAAAGGAAUUGAAGACAGACUGAAACUAAGCGCACAUUUUGUGAUUUUUACUUACCCACCCUUCCCAUCAAAAAAUCACUGCCACUUCCGCAUUUUCUUGUUUUUUUUCUUCUUCUUCUCAUGAUUGUUAACCAAUCCCGAUCCAAUUAACCGUUUACGGAUCAUCAAACAUUAAGACAAUUUUUUCCAAAUCAAUGUUCUCUUCUUCAAAAUCCAUGAUGAAUAUUUUCAAGUUCCAUACGAAUUCGGCAAACAAAAAAGUGAAUACCAAACACAGAGCAAAUGUUUUCUUUGGGGAAAAAAAAAAAAACGAACAAUUGAAUUACUCAUAAUUUAAUAUUAAAAAAAAAAAUGCAAAAUAAUCAAAUGUACUUUACCUUAAUCUAGACUAUUUUAAUAAUAGUAAAUAUAUAAUUUAAAUUGAUUUACAACAAAGUUACAUGAAACAAAUGAUGAAGAAAUAAUUUCUUAAAAAAAGUGACGACAAUAAUGUCUUCAAAUGGUGCACAUUAGGCAAAACACAAAUCGGCGAAUUGAUUAAUAUAUAAAUCUAUAAAUAUAAUUAUAUAAAAAAAUGGCAAAGGAAGUCCACAGCGUCCAAAAUAUUGGACGACCGCACACACUCGUUUGAAAUUUAAAACAAAAAAAAAAUUGCAGCAGCAGCGAUACCUAUUAAAUUCGUAUGUCAUAAGUGUAAAUAAUUUAUUAUUUUGUAUAUUGAAAUAUAUCUAUUUCCUGAAAGAAAAAAAAAAAAACAGAACAAAACAAAAAAAAACACAAACACACUUAGCUCUUAGCCAAACCCAAACCGUUUCCUUUGUACAUAGCAUUUUCUUCCAGAUCUUUUUCUUAUUUUUGGGCUAAAAACAGACAUGUUUUAUUCUUUCUCAUGUAAAUACUGUACAGCUAUUAUCUUCAACAAUUUUUUUAAAAAUUGUAUAUAGAUUUUCAGUUGAUUUUUGACCAUUUUACAGUCGAUUUGCUUUUGUGGCGGAAAAUAGUUUCUAAAAAAUGAAACUAUUUUUUCCCCAAAAUAAUUUUGAAUUUUUAAAUAAUAAUUCUUUCUUCUUUUUAAAUUUGAACAAAAA
Sitodiplosis mosellana (orange wheat blossom midge) is the source of this 5646-nucleotide messenger RNA. RefSeq lists its product as uncharacterized. Bases 863 to 3136 code for a protein of 757 amino acids. The record is from RefSeq and is a predicted model, not a curated record. Gene Ontology annotation, biological process: iron ion transport. The transcript has 9 exons. Gene Ontology annotation, cellular component: plasma membrane. Gene Ontology annotation, molecular function: oxidoreductase activity; copper ion binding. Lineage: Eukaryota; Metazoa; Arthropoda; Insecta; Diptera; Cecidomyiidae.